Beta vulgaris subsp. vulgaris (sugar beet) is the source of this 1053-nucleotide messenger RNA. Its product is annotated as 60S ribosomal protein L19-3. The transcript is spliced from 5 exons. NCBI's taxonomy places the organism in Eukaryota, Viridiplantae, Streptophyta, Magnoliopsida, Caryophyllales, Amaranthaceae. Gene Ontology annotation, molecular function: structural constituent of ribosome; RNA binding. The record is from RefSeq and is a predicted model, not a curated record. The coding region runs from base 65 to 721 and encodes 218 amino acids. Gene Ontology annotation, biological process: translation. Gene Ontology annotation, cellular component: ribosome; cytosolic large ribosomal subunit.
ACUCUAAUUAUCGCCGCUCUCAUUUCUGCUGCGUAGAAAAAAAAAAAGGUAAGUUGCAGAAGAAAUGGUGUCUCUGAAGCUCCAGAAGCGGCUCGCCGCUAGUGUACUUGGUUGCGGGAAGAAGAAGACUUGGCUUGAUCCUAAUGAAUCCAAUGAGAUUUCCAUGGCUAACUCUCGACAAAACAUUAGAAAGUUAAUCAAAGAUGGAUUUAUCAUCAGGAAGCCAGCAAAUAUCCAUUCUCGUUCCCGUGCUCGCCGAAUGAACAUCGCAAAGCGAAAGGGUCGUCACUCUGGCUAUGGUAAACGUAAGGGUACUAGGGAGGCUAGGUUGCCAACAAAGAUUCUCUGGAUGAGGAGAAUGCGUGUACUUAGACGCUUGCUCCGCAAAUACCGAGAGUCCAAGAAAAUUGACAAGCACAUGUAUCACGACAUGUACAUGAAGGUUAAGGGUAAUGUCUUCAAGAACAAACGUGUGCUCAUGGAAAACAUCCACAAGUCAAAGGCUGAGAAGGCAAGAGAAAAGACACUUUCCGACCAAUUUGAGGCUAGGCGUGCAAAGAAUAAGGCUAGCAGGGAGAGAAAGAUUGCCAGGAGGGAUGAGCGUCUAGCACUGGGCCCUAUGGAGAAAGCCCCUGUUGAGAAAGUAGCCGAACCAGCAGUAGCUCCAAAGCCAGCAGAGCCAGCAAAGAAGACCAAGAAGAAGAAAAGUGAAGUCGAGUAGAUUUUGAGAGAAGGAUCAGACUGGAAAAUUUUUGUUUUGAAGAAAGUUUUUUGUUAAUUUUAUUUCGUUGCACGACAAACAUUUCCGUUUGCUAUGUUUUAUGUAGUUGCCAAGGAUCUGAACUACUGCACAGUGCCAGUAAUUUUGGUAAUCUAUUUGAAAUUAUGUAAGGAAAUUGUGUGCAAGCAUUAGGGAUGAAUGCGAACUUUUUGAUCAUAUUCUGCAAAUUGUUUGAGCUGUUGGAUCAGGUUUAACUUCGUAGUUGUGUAGCUCCUGUUCCAAUAGCUUAAAAGUUCAGGGGUUGUAUUAGUAAAAUUUCUUGUUUCAUGUCA